AUGCCACUUUCCGAUAAAGCUUUGACGAGCGCACUCUCCAAGACUGUUCGCGAUGUAUUUCACAGCGACGAGAAAGACAAAUUAAGUGUACGAUUUAUUAGAACAAAAGUAGAAGAGGAAUACGAAUUGGGGGACGGCUUCUUAAAUGAAGGAAAGUGGAAGGAGAAAAGCAAGGGAAUUAUUAAGGGCGAAGUUGACAAAUUGAUGCAAGGAGAUGAAGAGGGGAAAGAGGAGGAGGAAGUUUCUGUGAAGGCAAAGAAUACCAAGAAAACUCCUGCGAAGAAAGUUACACCUGCUGCGAAGCCAACGAAACGAUCUUCGGCCGAAAAGAAGGCACCUCCUCCAAAGAGACAGAAGAAAGAGAAAACCCCUGCUUCUGAAUCCGAACUUUCUGAGCCUGCGGAGUCAGAGUUAUCAGACAUUGGUUCCGAAAUGAGCGAAGAUGUCAAAGCUAAUUCGGAUGACGAAAUCGGCGAUAAUGAAGAUGAGGUAGCACCCAAGAAGACCAAGAAAUCAGCAACGAAAGCAGUGGUCACUUCUGGUUCUGAGUUGUCUGAUAUUGAAUCGAUCACUCAAUCCGAGGCAAAAUCUCCUAAACCCUCGUCUCCAAAGAUCCGCGAUUCAUCCUUAUCCUCUCUCCCAAAAACAGAAGAAGAAGCCGCAGGCAAUGAAUCUGACUCCUCUGCCAUGUCUGUCGUACUCGAUGGACCUUUAACUACUAAGUCUCGUUCCAAAAAGUCCAAAUCUACCUCGACCAAGCCCUCUAAAACCACAAAGGCCGCAAAACCUAAAGCCGCGAAAGCUAAGACCACGGCAGAACUCACACCCAACGAACAAUUGAUCAAAACACUUCAAUCGCAACUUGUCAAGUGUGGAAUUCGCAAAAUUUGGGCUUUCGAAUUGAAGAAAUAUGAGACAGAGAAUGAGAAAAUCAAACACUUAAAGAACAUGCUGACGGAGAUUGGUAUGACUGGACGUUUUAGCGAAGGCAGAGCCAGAGAGAUUAAGGAGAUGAGGGAAUUACAGGCAGAUUUGGAAGCAGUGAAGGAAGGCGAGAAAGCAUGGGGAAUGGGUAGAAGUUCUAGGAGAAGUGGAAGUGGUGUUAAAGAGGACAAGAAGAAGAGUGAGAGUAGUGACGAUGAUGAUGACGCCAAAAGCAAGAGCGGCAGUACUAAAAAUGAUGACGAAGAGAGUGAGGAUGAUGACGAUGAUGAGGACAUGGAGGUUUCUGUUAGGGCUAGAAGAAAGAAUGAUCUGGCAUUCUUGGGAAGUGAGGAGAGUAGUGAUGAUGAUUGA
This is a messenger RNA of Botrytis fragariae, 1296 nucleotides long. RefSeq names its product putative transcriptional regulator protein. The record is from RefSeq and is a predicted model, not a curated record. NCBI's taxonomy places the organism in Eukaryota, Fungi, Ascomycota, Leotiomycetes, Helotiales, Sclerotiniaceae. Gene Ontology annotation, cellular component: nucleus. Bases 1 to 1296 code for a protein of 431 amino acids. The transcript has 2 exons.